UAAUAAGGUCGUGUCCUGGAUUCCAAUACCACUAUUGGCUUGAAAUGUUGAUUUUCAAAGUAUUUCACUGAGUGCCCUAUAAAGGGUUAAGGGAUUUACCAUCCUGCCUUCCUCCAAUCCACAGCCAGCUCGGCCAGACUGGCACACCCACCCAGCCAUCAUGUCGGCCUUCCGGGCUUCCUCAGCUCCGCCUCGCCUCGCUUUGGCCGGACAGGGGGAGGAACACUUGGCAGUUCAGAACAAAAGCAGCAAACGAACCGACCGAGUGAAGGGGGAGGAACAAACGACGUCUCUAACACCAGCUUUUAAACCUCCCAACUUCGACAUAUUCGCGUCUUCGGUGAGAAUCAAGCAGCGAUUCCACUCCCACGGCGAAAGGGGAAACUUGUCCGCCUCGGAUCUUUGAAUCCUGACCGCAAUCCGUCGAAGCGGUCGGUUAAAAAAAAAAAAUAAGCCAAGGGUCAGCCAGAUAGAUGGACGGUAUUGUUUCCUCGCCUGGUGCCUCUAACUUCAGCCAUAUAUCCACCGGGAACAGUCCAUAGAGUCGAGUUUGGUCGGAGCGGAACCUCCGGAGGAGGAUUCUGGGGGUAUUUCGGCAAUUUGGGUUUCUGUUGCUGUAUCUUUCCCUGCGAAGAGGCUGCCUCAUCUCUCAGGACUGAGAACUUGGAAGUGAAACAAAGGCCGAUCAGCCAGGAUGGCGGAACAUAUUUUAAUCGCCGACGUGACGUCAUACGCUGGUGUGGCGUCGUACAACGAACGCAAUGGCAGAGACAGACCUCUUGUGGACCCAGACGAGCCUUUUGAAGUCGACGUAAUAGAGAUCGAGAGUGAAGAAAAGGCCCAAAAAAGACGCUCUUCCAAAAAACUGCGGCGCUCUCCCAGCUCAGCGGAAAGCAAUACCAGCGGCGUGGCCAGUUUCACCACCAACCAUAACUCUGUCGUGUGUCUGCCUCUGGUCUCAGAGGGGCUCAAACUGGUAUGGACCCAGUCGGAUCAGACUCGAGAACUAGACUCCAUCGAAGAACUUGUCCAUGCCUUUAACUUAUUUCCUUACCCUUCCUCUAAAGAAGUUAGCACGCUGGCUCGGGUUUGUAUGUUGCCCCUGGACAAAGUAAAAGUGUGGUUCAUGGUGCAGAGGAUUAAAUAUGGCAUUAGCUGGUCUUCAGAAGAAAUUGAGGAAACCAGGAGGAAGUUGGCUGUGCCAGAGGUUUCUGGAUACCCUGAUGAAACAAACAAGGGUAGCUCUAAAAAUAAGAGUAAAAAUUUGGAUGAACUUGUAACUGAGGAUAAGCACAGCGAUAAGGAGGAAUGUGAUAUUAUUGGUUUUCUACCAGAAACAAAAAAGUUGAAAUGUGAGUCCCCUGAUUCUCAUAGAUCUACAGUCCCCUGUUUCACAUCUAGUCUCCCACCGCCUCAGGAUUCUUAUUUCUACCGCUCACCAGCUCACACGCCGCCGACAACAGCUGACGUCUCCCCUGAACCCUCAGAAUCCUCCGGGCAGCAGUAUCGGCACGGGCGCUACAAAAAGUCAAAAGCCCAGCUUGCUGCCCUGCGGAAAAGCUUUCUGAGGGAGAAUUGGCCCGCCGAGCCGGAGCUGAAACGCCUGCAGGAGGAAACGGGUCUGAGCCGCAAUGACAUUCGUAAAUGGUUCAGUGACAGUCGUUAUCAGUUGAGAGUUGGUCGCGGAAGCCUGGCAGCUGCCCAGACCCUUUCCCACCAAGCUUCUGUCGGAGGUAAACAUGAACCAGAAACUCAGCCUCUCUCUCUUACUAAUCCGAAAUCUCGUCAGGUCAACGGGGUGAAAAGCCACGAGGGAAACAGGAACAACGGGAUCAGAAAUUCCCAUUUCUUCCAGACUUUUUUGUCCAACAGCUUAGAAGCGUUUGGGGAAAAACUCCAUGAGAGACAAACGCAUGAAGUUGUUGAAGAGCUUUCUGGAGAUGAAGAUGCUCUCAAAGAGGAGGAACAAGUCGAAGAAGAACCGCUGCAGUUGACCAAGACAAGCAAGACUGAGCCAGAUGUUGUAGAGUUAAAAUCUUCCCCCUGCCCCUCCCCGCCUCACACUCCCCCGCUCACCUCCUCCCUUAAUAAAACCUUUUCACACAGAAACCGCACAUCAAAGAAGUCAUUGCAUUCAGCUAAGGUCAGUCCCUCGCAGACACCCACAUGCUUCUCUGGCGCUUCCACGUCUACAUCCCCUGCGCUCACUCCUGCGGGACGUCCCAGGAAGACGAAGGAGCAGCUGGACGUGUUGAAGCAGCACUUUCUGAAGUGCCAGUGGCCCUCUAGUGAGGAAUACACCGAACUCGUCAAGCUCACAGGUCUACCCAGGGCAGAUGUUAUUCAGUGGUUCGGCGACACGCGCUAUGCGGUCAAAAAUGGCCAACUACGCUGGGUGAAGGGGGUCCGUGAGCAGUUCUUAGCAGAACUCGCUGCUCAGCAAAGCAGCAGCGGUUUGUCGAAUGGAUCUAGAUCCUCCACUCGUGGGGGCAGGCGCAAGCGAAAACUCAACAGAGCAAAUACAGAUUCUCCUGAUAUCCAGCCCUUGGUAUCGUAUUACCUCACAGCAGGCACACUAAACGAAAAAGACCUUGACCUACUAUGCAACAAAUCAAGAAUGAGCUACCAGCAAGUAAGAGACUGGUUUGCGGCCCAGGAGGUGGGUGAGACCGACAAAGAAAUAGUUGUGUCCUAGGACCUUAUGAUGAAACAUCUCUAACACAACAGGUUUGAAUUUUAUUGUGGUUUAUGUUGCUUUAAAUGAGGCAGAUCCAGUCUUCCCAGAACAAACCCAAAGUGAGGUUUGUGUAUUUUUUUUAUAUAUAUAGAUGCAUUGCGUUUCCUGUCUAUCCUAAUAUAUUUAGAUCUGAAUUAUAUUUCUACUGGCUCAGUUUCUGGAAAUAGAGCAGUAACCUGUACACUGGUUUGCUAUAUGUUUUUUUUAGCUCUUUUUCAUUCAAACAUCACUACAAUUGUGUUUUUGUUUUGUUUUUUUGUUGUUUUUUUUGUUCUAAUGUAUUUGUAGCAUUAUAACUUCAGCAAUUAAAUAGCUGUAGAUCCAGAGAAAAAAAAAACUACACUGACAAACCUGUUGACUGAUCAUUGUAACCGUUCCUUUCUGGCCAUUAUGUUUUAAAGAAAAGCACACUGGACUUGCUCCUUGUAAUAAAACAUCUAGCACUUUGGUUUUCCAACCUGCUACCCCUAUGCUAAUGAGGUCAUAAUAUUUCAGUCUCUGCCAAUUACUCUCUCUUAUAUUU
Molecule: messenger RNA, 3260 nt
Organism: Cyprinodon variegatus (sheepshead minnow)
Lineage: Eukaryota; Metazoa; Chordata; Actinopteri; Cyprinodontiformes; Cyprinodontidae
Gene: homeza
Product: homeobox and leucine zipper encoding
Exons: 3
Coding region: 695-2695 (666 amino acids)
Biological process (GO): regulation of transcription by RNA polymerase II
Cellular component (GO): nucleus
Molecular function (GO): DNA binding; DNA-binding transcription factor activity, RNA polymerase II-specific
Source: RefSeq, a predicted model, not a curated record